Messenger RNA from Pleurotus ostreatus (oyster mushroom), 888 nucleotides. RefSeq lists its product as uncharacterized. Gene Ontology annotation, cellular component: Golgi apparatus. The record is from RefSeq and is a predicted model, not a curated record. Gene Ontology annotation, molecular function: protein binding. The transcript has 4 exons. Bases 1 to 888 code for a protein of 295 amino acids. Gene Ontology annotation, biological process: Golgi organization. Lineage: Eukaryota; Fungi; Basidiomycota; Agaricomycetes; Agaricales; Pleurotaceae.
AUGGGGGCCUCACAAUCAUCAUCUCAAGCCCAGCCACCAUCCAAAGCGCUGCAUGUUCUCCGUGUAACGCCCGCCUCGCCCGCCUCAAAAACCACGAUCGAGCCCUUCUUUGAUUUCAUCGUAGGCUUCGAAGGGGACGAACUCUCUUUACACUACAACAUAGACGUGUCGCAGCUUGAGAAGAUAGUCGAAGACUAUGAAGAAAGGACUCUCAAUCUUCUCGUUUGGAACAGCAAGAGCCAGGACACAAGAGUGGUUCCUAUAAUGCCUUCGCGCCAGUGGGCACUCACACAUACGGACUCACCCGGAGGCAACGAAGCAUCACUUCAGCCAUCAUUGCUUGGCCUUAGCAUGCGGAUGUGCCAGCCUGACCUCGCGAUGGACAAUGUAUGGCAUGUCCUAGAUGUCUUAGAAGGAAGUCCUGCGGAAAGCGCGGGUCUCGUACCAUUCGGCGACUGGAUCAUUGGGUGGUCAGGUGGCGCCCUAAGUGCGGAAGGAGACUUCUAUGACCUUGUAGAAGCUCAUGUCGACAAACCACUUAGGGUUUACGUGUAUUCUCAUGACUUUGACAACCUUCGCGAGGUUGUCCUUGUUCCGAACCGGCAUUGGGGAGGAGAGGGCUUACUGGGUUGUGUCUUUGGCUUCGGCCUAUUGCACCGCAUCCCUCCUCAGCCGACUGAUCGCCUCCCCGGUUCUACUCCGCCAGAAUUGAGAGACGCUACGGACGAAUAUGAACAGCAAGCACUCUUCGUCCCUGCUGAUUCUGGCGUUCAUGAAGUAUACGAAGACCAAAAUGCAGGACCGUGGCAACACCGAGAUGACCAUUCCCGCGUGCACCAGACCAACUCCCGCCAUACAAUGCCGACAGGGAAUCCUAGCCACAAAUAG